Messenger RNA from Penicillium egyptiacum, 675 nucleotides. Lineage: Eukaryota; Fungi; Ascomycota; Eurotiomycetes; Eurotiales; Aspergillaceae. The record is from the annotation of a GenBank genome assembly.
AUGCAGCAAUGGCCGCCAAGAUCAAUAUCAAGACUAAUUAAAUUGCCAUGUAUCAGGGAUCACCUCUUUCCAGCACCCGAUCAAGUUCCUGCUGAGAUCAAACUCGUCAAGGCAAGCGUAACCGAGCCGUUCCCCGGCGACUGGACAGGCGCCUUCGAUUUCGUCCACCAACGAUUUCUAUUUCCGUCUCUGCCCGAACAUGAGCCAGCACUUGGUUAUCUAAUUGAUGCGGUUAAACCAGGGGGGUGGGUUCAAUUUGUUGAGGUGGACAUGUUGACCUCGGCCAAGUCCGAGGCCUCACAGGAACACGAACGCCAGCAGGCCCCCGCCUUUACGGUCCUGCGCCAGCUUGCCAACAGCCUGCUGAUCCACCCUACGGCUGCGGGUCAGAUAGCUGGAUGGGUCCGUCAGUACGAUUUUGACGAUGUGAAGGAGUCGACCUAUGACAUUGCGGCUGGAGUGGGAAAUCCGGACACUGUUGCCGGGAGACUAGGCCGUACCAAUUUGCUGCACGUGUUGGAGACCUUCAUGGGUUACUACCGAAGCGCCAAGGGAGACACCAUGGGGUUGAGUGAGGCAGCGUGGGACGCUUUGCCUCGCGAAUUGGCACGAGAGAUGGACCUAUUCCCCCUCACAGUGCGUAUCAAUGUUGUGAUUGGCCGACGUUCGUUGUAA